CAAACAGCUGUCACCGACUUCCUGUUAACAAACGUCGAAUCGGAACGUGCUCCUCCUUGAUCUCGGCGUAUUUCGCUGAUAAACUCCCUGGUGUAAGAUGAGGCACGCAAAAUUCAUUGCCCGAACGGUUUUGGUGCAGAACAACAACGUCGAGGAAGCGUGUCGCGUGCUGAACCGUAUCCUAGGAAAGGAAGAGAUCUUCGAUCAGUUCCGGCGCACUCGGUACUACGAAAAACCCUUCCAGACUCGGCGCCGCAUCAAUUUUGAGCGCUGCAAAUCGAUCUACAACGAAGACAUGAACCGAAAGAUCCAGUUUGUGCUGCGCAAGAACCGGGUGGAGCCGUUCCCGGGAUGUAAUUAAUAGAUUAAUAGAUAAAGUGAAUUUCCUGUAGUACCAUCAAAUA
This is a messenger RNA of Anopheles aquasalis, 404 nucleotides long. RefSeq names its product mitochondrial ribosomal protein S21 (gene mRpS21). Lineage: Eukaryota; Metazoa; Arthropoda; Insecta; Diptera; Culicidae. The record is from RefSeq and is a predicted model, not a curated record. Gene Ontology annotation, cellular component: ribosome. Gene Ontology annotation, molecular function: structural constituent of ribosome. Gene Ontology annotation, biological process: translation.